AUGAGGCGAUAUGAUUAUGAGGGCUACUUCAACGGGCACCUGAACGGAGCGGAACUAGGUGGUUUUACAUUCGAGUUGAUCAUGACAAAACUGAACAUGAUGGAGCAUCAUUUCAUAGAGAAGCACCUUGAAACUGAUGAGAAAAUCGCCAUUCUCAGCUCCCGAAUCGAUAGCAUGAUAAAGUCCAUCGAACAUUUGGCCUGGAUUGCGCAGCAAACUGCUGAAACGGUGAACCAACUGGGCUUGAAUGGAAAGCACAUCGGGCAGAAUCUCAGCGUGAUACAGCGCGAUCUCACGAAUGUGUUAGCCGAGCAGAAACUCCUGGUGACAGGUCAUCAGCUCAGGGAAUACCUUCAUCUGAAAGGAUGCAACUCGACGAGCAUGGAUCUGAGUGAAUCUCGUUCUCGAUUGUAUGCUUCUUGCAAUAAGGUACCGAUACCGGUAUCUGGUGUGUACCACAUACGACCCGAGAAGCCUUUCAAGGAGCCGAUAACUGUGUUUUGUGAUCAAGAGUACGACAACGGCGGUUGGGUUGUGAUUCAGCAUCGUUUUGAUGGAUCGAUGAACUUCUACCGUAAUUGGCAGGAGUACAAGAAUGGCUUCGGAAAUCUGGAUGGAGAGUUCUGGUUGGGCCUGGAUCGCAUCUAUCAGUUAACGGUGUCGGGGCCUCACGAGUUGGUGAUACUGCUGGAGGAUUUCGACGGAAACAAGACGUACGCAAAGUACGAUCGUUUUGAGAUCGGCGACGAAGCUUCGAAGUAUGUAAUCAAGCAUAUCGAGGGAUACUCGGGAACGGCUGGUGAUUCUAUGGACGGCUUAAAAGGAUUUAAGUGGACUACGAUGGACUCCGAUAAUGAUAGUUAUAGUGAAAAUUGUGCAACGCUUUAUUCUGGUGCAUGGUGGUAUGGUGCAUGUCAUAAAAGCAAUCUAAAUGGACUUUACUUACGAGGUGAGACGAAAGAAUAUGCAACUGGAAUGGUGUGGUAUACUUUUCGUGGGCAUCACUAUGCAUUGAAAUCAACAAAAAUGAUGAUCAAACCCAAAUAG
This is a messenger RNA of Anopheles nili, 1047 nucleotides long. Its product is annotated as ficolin-2-like. NCBI's taxonomy places the organism in Eukaryota, Metazoa, Arthropoda, Insecta, Diptera, Culicidae. The transcript has 3 exons. Bases 1 to 1047 code for a protein of 348 amino acids. The record is from RefSeq and is a predicted model, not a curated record.